AUGUCGGACGUUCAGAAAACAGAGGAGGUCCCUGCUGCCACCCCAGCUCCCGCUACCGAAUCAGCCAAGGACGGUUCUGCUGAUGCUGCCCCCGCUGCUGAAACGCCCGCUGAGACCCCUGCUCCUGGAACAAGCAAAGCGGCCGCUGAUGAUUCUGCCGCUGCGGAAGAUGCACCCAAGGAAGAAUCUAAUCCUGAGAUCAAACCAGCUUCUGAAGGAUUCCUUGGCUACAAGGCCCCUGGAUUAGUCAAGAGUCUCCGUUUCUCCAAGCGAUUCUGCUGGUUCAGUGACGAUGCUGUUGAGAUUAAGCAGCUCACCGCCUAUUUCCAGAACGAGAAGCUGAGCGUCGCUCAUCCUACUGCUGCAUGGGCCAGCCAGACCGGCAAGGGCCUGCUCUUCUUCGCUAAGCGUGCCGAGGACAAGGCUGCCCCUACUGGAAUCAUAAACUUAGCUGAUAUCUCAGACAUUGCCAAGGAGUCUGCCAAUGAGUUCCACUUCAAGUUGGGUGGGCACAAACAUACUUUCCAGGCAGCUAACGGUGAUGAGCGCACCUCCUGGAUCGUGGCCCUCGAGGCCAAGGCUGCUGAGGCAAAGAAUGAGAAGGAAACCAUCACGUCUAGUGAUGGCUACAAGGCUGAGCUGGAGAAGAUGACCAAACCUCCAGUCGUCGCCGCUGCUGCCCCUAAGAAGAGUCUCGAGAAGAAGGAGUCUGCUUCCAAGGAGGGUGACGAGGAAUCGAAGGAGGAAGAAAAGAAGGAAGAGAAGUCAGAGCAAAAGGAAAAGAGCCGAUCUCAGUCCCGGAAGCGGGCUAGCAUUUUCGGAAGCUUCCUGGCUAAGAAGGAUGAAGAGAAAAAGGAGGACAAGAAAGAGGAGAAAGCUGAUGCCAAGGAUAGUAAAAGUGAUGAAGCAGAGGCCGCUGCCCCUGCUGCUGAGACCCCUGCUCCCGCUGAGCCUACUACUGAGGCCCCCGCUGCCGCUGAAGAGCCCAAGGAUGAGGAGAAGAAGGAAGCAAAACCUGAGCCAACUGUCGCCUCUAAAGCCAAGCGUGCCUCCAUCUUCGGAAGUAUUUUCCAGAAAGUCAGCAACCAGGAAAAGGCUGAGAAGGACGCCCCUCCCAAGAACACUGAGACUCCUGUCUCUAGCACUGCUCCUCAACUCGGAGACCCUGUCGAUCCUUCUACUUCGGAGCCCAUAAAACCCGAGAGCGUGACUGCUGCGGGAGAAGAUUCUCAACCCGCCAAGGAGGCUGAGGAACCAGUUACGUCGCCUGCUUCCACCAAGAGUGGUUUCCUUCAGUUCAUCAAGAAAGAAAUGAAACAUGACGACAAGAAGGAGGACAAGAAGGAGGCCGCCAAGCCUGAAGAUAAGGCAGAAAAAAAAAUGGAGGAGCCUGUCGCAGAACCUUCAACAACAACAGAAAGCACCACUACCCCCCCUGCUGCCAAGGAGAAGCGUCGCACCUCUUUCUUCGGCAACCUUGGCUCCAAGAAGGAAAAGAAGUCCGAGGCUGUCACGGAUGGCGAGCAAGCUGCUGACGAGGACAAGGCCAAGUCCCCGACAUCGUCUCCCCUCCCCAAAUUUGGAGGCGUAUUCCGCCGCGCCAGCAAGGCUGCCAAGAAGGAAAAGGAGCCUGCUGCUCCUUCAGAAUCCGAGCCCAUUCCCGAGGCCGCUGAGAAGCCUGAGGAGAACAGCAAUGACUCCACAACCGAACCCGCUGCAACUGUGAACGGCGCUGAGGCAGAGGGGAAGACUGAUGCGGCUGCUCCAACAGCAUCUUCUUCUCAACCCGUCCAAGCUGCCGCAUGAAGUGCAGGCGCCAGGACGAGCUUCGUUGAGAUCGAGAAGUGGUGGGACCAGCGGUACUUGUCUAGUCCUGGCGUGUCAACUGCCUAAUUGGAUGAUCGUAGUCCCUGCCUCCCUUCCAAUGACAACCACGGCAAAGAAAGAAAAAUAACCCGGCGGGUUCCUCUCCCUCAGUUUUUCUUUUUUAACAAAAAGGAAUAUGAAAAGCAACGAACGUGAAAAAUGUCUCUAUAUGAUAGUGGGUGUGAUGUGGAAAAUGUCGUGCGCACCGCAAGUUGUAACCCUCCCCUCCGGCCAGCACCCGCCACUCUUAAGUCUCCGGUCUAUUGACAAUGUUUUAUUUAAUAAAGCUUGUUCGAUAUAUAAUUGUCGCUCAUUUCCAUCUAUUAUUAUUACUAUUAUUAGUUCUUUCUCCGGUGUGCACGCUACUGUAAUAUUUUGUUUUCUGGAAAAAAACCAUACGAAAGAAACCAAAAAAAUAUUUGCGAGGUGGACGUGAAUGAUACCCCGAUACCCAAGUCGUCUUUCUUCUCUCAGUUUUUGUCCAUGUCUUGUUUUUCGUGUGUUCAUUACGUUUUUCACAUUUUUCAAAAUCCUUUUGCUCUUUUUGAAUUGAACCCACCUCUGCCCCAUCCUCCCCAAUUGUUGUUUUGUGGUGGGUGCUUUAAUAUAUUGGUUAUCUUCGAAUUUAUAACGCAUCCAAACCUAAUAGUUAUCAUCUGUAAUUCCCAACAAUCAAUUGAUAUAUUUCAAAAUACGAGUUGUCCGUGCUGUUUU
Molecule: messenger RNA, 2580 nt
Organism: Histoplasma capsulatum G186AR
Lineage: Eukaryota; Fungi; Ascomycota; Eurotiomycetes; Onygenales; Ajellomycetaceae
Exons: 5
Coding region: 1-1806 (601 amino acids)
Source: RefSeq, a predicted model, not a curated record